UCGAAUGUUUAAUAUGAAAAGAAAGAGGUUUCACUAAGACGCUAUACAGUAUACGCAUAGAUACCAAGUUACAAGGUCAAGAGAACGGUGUGAACUUAUACACGAGUGGAAUUAUACUGAACUUCACAUUGGAGUAUAUAUGAGAUAACGUAUCAUCAAACAAUAAAGUUGUUUUCGUGCGAAUCGUAAAGUUUUAAAUACUAAUUGUUAUAAAGAUUUGGUGGUCAAAUAGUGCAGUAAUUGAAAAAUGGUGCAUCUAUCGGAAGAAGACUUCGGAACGUUUAAGAACGAACCAGUCAGAAAAUUCACAUGGUACACUGAUAGCGGUAUAGCCAUCUCUGUCAUCUCUUAUGGAGCCAUCAUACAAUCUAUUCAGGUUCCCGAUAAAAAUGGCGUGGCCAGCGACGUUGUUCUUGGCUUUGAUGACAUUGAAGGUUAUGUCACAAGGAACACACCAUACCUAGGAGCAACGGUUGGUCGAUGUGCGAACAGAAUAGGUGGCGCCACCUUCCAAAUCGAUGGUCAAACUUACGAAGUCGCUAAAAACAUCGGCAAAGAUCAUCUACAUGGUGGAAUCGUUGGCUUUGAUAAGGUAAAUUGGCACACUGCAGUAGACGGAAAUAAGGUAAUAUUCAGCUACCUCUCCAAAGACGGCGAAGAGCAUUACCCAGGCAAUCUCAUCACGAACGUGAUAUAUGAGGUGAAGGAUGAUGAGCUGCAUAUCAACUUUGUCGCCAGUUCUGACAAGAAGACAGUGAUAAAUUUGACCAACCAUUCAUAUUUUAACUUGGCGGGACAUAACACAGGAGCAGAGGGGCUCUUUGACCAUGUCAUCAUGAUGAACGCAGACCAGAUUACGGAAACUAACGAAGGGUCUAUACCCACUGGCCGACUCCUCCAAGUAGGAGGUACACCUUUUGACCUGCGCGUGCCCAUACGUCUCGGAGACGCGAUGAAGAAAGGCGAGCUUUUAUUUGAUGACAACUUCUGUAUCAAUCGCUUCGGUAACAAGGAUCUUACAUUCACAGCACGUGUAACUCACCCAAAAUCGGGGAGAUACCUUGAAGUGUACACGAAUCAGCCUGGCGUUCAGCUUUACACCGGCAAUUUUCUGCCUGCCCCAACUGAAUCUGCAUUGGUUGGAAGGGAUGGCGUUGGCUACAGGCGUCAUGGAGCCUUUUGUUUGGAAACUCAGAACUACCCUGAUGCUGUCAAUCAUAGCAAUUUCCCUAAUGCUGUUUUGACACCAGGCAAUAUAUAUGACCAUAAAGUUGUGUAUAGAUUUGGCGCGGAAAAAUCACAAUCACCAAACGUUAUGUCUGUGUAAUUUCAAAAUAUUAAAAUAUUUUUCACCUGUGGA
This is a messenger RNA of Pieris rapae (cabbage white), 1360 nucleotides long. Its product is annotated as galactose mutarotase. Bases 248 to 1327 code for a protein of 359 amino acids. The transcript is spliced from 6 exons. NCBI's taxonomy places the organism in Eukaryota, Metazoa, Arthropoda, Insecta, Lepidoptera, Pieridae. Gene Ontology annotation, biological process: beta-D-galactose catabolic process via UDP-galactose, Leloir pathway; glucose metabolic process. The record is from RefSeq and is a predicted model, not a curated record. Gene Ontology annotation, molecular function: aldose 1-epimerase activity; carbohydrate binding.